AUGCCCAACCACGAUGACUGUCAACUUGCCACAAACUGUCAAAUACCCACGUGCGGUAUGAACACUCAUUUCUCCUCGGUCUGCUUGAAUGUUUACGGCCUAGAUGGGUAUCGUCACUUUGAUAAGAAGCUCCUCUCUUCUGGUGCAGGGAAUAGCAAGGGUCUGAACGUCAAUAGGCGGGAAUUCCAAUCAGCAGUACAAAGGAACUCUAACCCCACGCUCGCAGUAGGAAGCAACAUGCGAGGUAACGACCGAAUCACAUGUGCACUGCCGACCGUCAUGGGCUACAUACGUUAUGGUACGAAGAAGACGAUGGUACGAAUUCUACUCGACACAGGCAGCCAGAUAUCGCUUUUACGUGAAGGAAUCGUUCCAAAGUCUCACUGCGGUCAGAUGCAAGACUUCAGUCUCACCACAGUUGGAGGUGACACCCUCGCCUGCAAGCUUCGUGUGGUAGAUUGUACGCUAGCGAGUUUAGAUGGUUCGUUCCAAUGUGAUGUUCGUCUUACUGAGAUGAAGAGACCAUGCGGCGACGCCCCCAUCAUCGGUAAUGCUCAAAUCCGACAGUACCUUCACCUUGAUGAUAUCAGUAUCGUUGAAGCUCCAGACAAGACGAUCGACAUUCUGCUAGGCAUCGAGAACGGAGACAUACUAACAGCAGAUGAACGUAUCCUGGGUCCCACAGCCAACGAUCCCGUUGUUGUCAGAUGUCCAUUGGGAUGGUAUGUCCAAGGUGGUCAUAGCUCGAGUGAAGUUCUUUGCAACGCUACCGUACACUUCACUCAGGUGACAGCCAUCAGCGAGAUAGAAGAUUUCCUGGGAAUCGACCGUGUAGGUAUCGAGCCGAGACGUUGUAAGUGUACCAUGGAAGACCAAGAUAAGAUAGCAAACGACUCAAUGCAGCAAAGCGUAACCAGGCUAGAGGAUGGAACCUACCAGAUCAGUCUACCGUGGAGGAAAUCACCUCAGGGUUUACCGAACAAUCACGAUUAUGCUGUGAAACGUUUCUUAAACUUGGAGAAACAGUUCAAGAACAAACCACGUCAAUGGGAAGUCUAUUGCAAGCAGAUGGAGGACCAAGUCAAACGCGGCGUAGCACGGGUUGUAUCGGCAGAUGAAAUGGCCAACGACGCCAAAGCUAGUCGCAAAAUGUGGUUUCUUCCACACUUCGGAGUACUUAAAGACUCACAGACUACACCAGUUCGUGUUGUGUAUGAUGGAAAGGCAACCUACCAAGGACACUCACUCAACGACUACCUCGCUAAAGGAAACAACAUGAACUCAAAUCUAUUCGAGGUUGCACUACGUUUUAGAGAAUAUGAAGUUGGGGUGAUCGCCGACAUUAGCAAGAUGUUCCAAGCCGUGAAAGUCCACCCAGAUGACGCUAGGUUUCACCGAUACAUAUUCCGUGAACGACCAGAGGAUCCGAUCCGAGUUUACGAGUUAACCACAGUUACCUUCGGGGAUAAGCCAUCUCCAGCUGCAGCUAUCAUUGCUCUUCGCCACGUCGCUAAGGAAAACGCACCCAAUGAUCCUGAUGUCCAACGUGUCAUUGCGGACCAGUUCUACGUUGACGAUUUGACUGACUCUGAGCGGACCGUGGAGAAGACAAGACGACUGCAGGAGAAUCUUACCGCUACUCUAGGGAGUGGAGGGUUCAGAAUCCGAAAGUGGCUUUCGAACAAGGGAGAAAUCUGUGACAAAGAGUACUACCCUGCUGAUGGUAACACGACAGUACUGGGAACGAAGUGGAAUUUGACGGACGACACGUUGCAAGCCAAAGAAGUUACGUUCGAUGACUUUAUGCCAACAAAACGGAAUAUUCUGAAGAAAACUGCUUCGUACUACGACAUCUUUGGAAUGUUAUCCGGGAUCCUCGUGCGACCAAAGAUACUGCUUCAGAAACUUUGGACAUUUGAUAACAUCGAUUGGGACACUCCUAUUCACUCAGACAGUGAUAUCCACAUUAUGUUGGAAGCUGUGAAGGAAGACCUAAAGGACGUUAACACUACCAAGAUAGAACGUUGCCUAAUCCCAGAGAAGUUUCGCGGUAAAUCACCAAUGCCCAGUGUUUCACUCCAUGGAGCCAGUGACGCCUCUGAUGACGCCAUGGGGAUGGGAAUGGGAAUAUGGCUGAGAUGGUCCGAAGCAGAAGACGACGAUGCAGAACUGACGUUUCUCUGCGCUCGAGCACGACUAACUCCAUUGAAACAGCUAAGCAUACCUCGUAAGGAGCUCCAAGCCAUUCUACUCUUAUCUCGAUUGAUGACCACAGUGGAGAAUGCACUACGACUGGAGAUUGCCUAUAGGAGGAUAUGGACAGACAGCAUGACGGCUAUCAGCUGGCUAAGGGGACAAUCGAAAUCCUUUCGCUCAUACGUUGCCUGCCGUGUUGGUGAGAUAACUGCAGACUUCGACCCCAACGAUGAUAUCUCAUACGUGCCCACUGACCAGAAUACCAUAGAUCUCGUCUCACGCGGAGUUAACGCCACUGAAAUGCAGAAAGUUAUUGAUGGACCGACAUUCCUGAAAAAACCACCAGCUUAUUGGCCCGAGACUCCCAAGAAUGUUCCAGUAGACAGGGAAGAUACCGAGCUGAAGAAGUUUCACGUCCGGAAUGCCAAGGUUCUUACGCUACAGCUGUCCAAGGCUGAACCCGUUGUUGACCCAAAGAAGUUCUCCAGCUGGUCUCGUCUAGUUAUGGUGACUGCACGUAUACUGUCGCUGAAAGAUUGCCCAAGAGCCAGUGGAUGA
Priapulus caudatus is the source of this 2754-nucleotide messenger RNA. RefSeq lists its product as uncharacterized. The coding region runs from base 1 to 2754 and encodes 917 amino acids. NCBI's taxonomy places the organism in Eukaryota, Metazoa, Priapulida, Priapulimorpha, Priapulimorphida, Priapulidae. The transcript is spliced from 2 exons. The record is from RefSeq and is a predicted model, not a curated record. Gene Ontology annotation, molecular function: aspartic-type endopeptidase activity. Gene Ontology annotation, biological process: proteolysis.